This is a messenger RNA of Paramacrobiotus metropolitanus, 1010 nucleotides long. RefSeq lists its product as uncharacterized. The transcript is spliced from 4 exons. The coding region runs from base 73 to 861 and encodes 262 amino acids. NCBI's taxonomy places the organism in Eukaryota, Metazoa, Tardigrada, Eutardigrada, Parachela, Macrobiotidae. The record is from RefSeq and is a predicted model, not a curated record.
UCAACAGUGCAUUACACGCUGUAUAGUGGCAGUGUUGACAAACAGCCGUCUGCACACGUUGGAGUAAACAGCAUGGGUGAUCGCACUGUCUUUCCGCCAAUCGGUGAUGCAGUGACCGAUUACCAGCGGAGUCUGCACACCAUCCGUCAUCCAGCGUACUGGCCGUCCAAAAAACCCUUGGACGGGGAUACCCUCCCGACAGAAUGGGUACCCAAACUGCUACCAUCACCGCGAUGCCUUUCCGGAUUGCAGUAUCUCAGCGGUGUUAAUCAUUACGUCCUCACUGCAGAAAAGCACCCCACAGAUGCGGAAACGACUGGAAUAAUACCGCGAGCUGAUCACUACAACAUCCGCGAUCGGACGGGAUGCAGUAUGUACACCUGUCUUGUCGUCAGCGCGUUUUCGAGUCGUGGUCCUCUGAAGCGAAAGCGACCCAUCCAGGUGAAGAUCUGCGACCGGCUGGACGAAGUGCUUUUGCAUGGAAACAUUGAGAAGAGUCUAUUGUUAGAGAGAGUUGUCAUUCGAGCGUCUGACGAACAGACACCCAUUGGGCAUAUCUGUAUCCGCUCUGGCUUGCUUUUGGGAAAGACCGUCAUCCAAGACUCGAGGGAAAGACGAAUUUUAGAGAUUAAGCGUAGAAAUAUUUUCCAGCAAGGAAAAUUGGCACUUGAGAUUAAGAAUUCUGUAACCGGAAAAUCCUGUGGACGGUUUAUGCUGCUGUUGUCGGCGCUGGCAGAGAACGGCACAGCUAGUAUAUCGGGGACUGAUCUACUGCUGACCGUGGAACUACCGGCGCAGUACAAAGCCAUGUUGCUGGUUAGCGCAGUUUUGCUGCUUCAUAAUUCUUCUCUUAAAGAAUGAAACACUGCCUGAAGUCCUGCACGGUGGCUGCAUUUUGGAACAAAUCAAUCGCUGUGUACCUUGCCACCUUCGGUUUUUCAUAUAUAUAUUUCCUGCACAUACUUUGUAAUUUGUAUCUUGAAUCUGUAAUUAAAAGUGUACACAACAAA